GUGCUUUGUGUGAACAUGUGAGCUGAGAACCUGAUCUAACUUUGAGUAAAGAAGUUCAACAGCAGCUUCUGCUUGUGGGCUCUUUUUUUUUUUUUUCCCUUUCCCUUCCCAGAAGCUGCACAGCGAAAAGCGGCUCUCACCAGCGAUCAGCCCUCGCUCUCCCUCCCUCCCCGUCUCUCUCCCUCCUUGCCAAGACUGAAUCGUCUGGAUCCCAAAAGCCAGGCGCCUUAUUCGAUCUCUCCUCAGGAAAAUGGAUUCCAGGGUGCUGUCAGAGAUACAUUUAUGUAAGAAGAUCUUCACUGCAGCCUUGUGUGUCUUAGUUUUGCUGCCAGAUUCGGGCUGUGCAAGGAAUCUCUGGAAGCGUGCUCUACAUCUGAAAAUGACGGAGAAAUAUGAUGAUUAUGAGUACCCUCUUCAUUCUCACAGUUCCCACUACCAGAAGAACGACCGCUGCCCGCCACCACCCCAGACUUUGCCUGACCGAGCCUGCGAGGUGCCCAGCUGCCGGUCGGAUUCAGAAUGUGAAAGGCACAAGCGCUGCUGCUACAACGGGUGCAUCUACGCCUGCUUGGAGUCCGUACAGCCACCUCCAGUUUUAGACUGGUUGGUUCAGCCCAAACCCCGCUGGCUGGGAGGAAAUGGGUGGCUUUUGGAUGGCCCAGAGGAAGUCUUACAAGCUGAGGCCUGCAGUACCACGGAGGAUGGAGAUGAGCCUCUGCAUUGCCCCACAGGCUAUGAAUGCCAUAUCAUUAACCCGGGCAACACGGCUGAAGGAAUUCCUAACAGGGGCCAGUGCAUCAAGCUCCAUGGAAAUCCAGACGGACGCAACUUGAGGCAUAAGUAUUACAAGGAAUAUUUUGGAAGCAAUUCCAACAAUGUGGUUGGCUACGUGAAAAACCAGCAGAAGCACUUAGGCUAAUCCAACGCGUGCCAGGCUGGACCACUCUGUUAAGCGGCUGUCAAGGAAUCCUUUACCCAACAAUUUUGUGUUUUGGAAGAAUUCUGGUCCCAAAUCUCCACGAGCACGACUUCAGCGUUACCCUGAUCCCUGCCCACCAGUGAUAAAAGAGUUUGCUAUUCAAGAAACAGGAGGAGUCUAGAUAUUAAGCCUAUCAGCAGGGGGAGAAAUGUGAUCCC
Molecule: messenger RNA, 1137 nt
Organism: Opisthocomus hoazin
Lineage: Eukaryota; Metazoa; Chordata; Aves; Opisthocomiformes; Opisthocomidae
Gene: WFDC1
Product: WAP four-disulfide core domain 1
Biological process (GO): regulation of cell growth
Cellular component (GO): extracellular region
Molecular function (GO): peptidase inhibitor activity
Source: RefSeq, a predicted model, not a curated record